Messenger RNA from Perca flavescens (yellow perch), 732 nucleotides. Its product is annotated as mesoderm-specific transcript homolog protein. The annotation marks the transcript as partial. The record is from RefSeq and is a predicted model, not a curated record. Gene Ontology annotation, biological process: acylglycerol catabolic process. The transcript has 7 exons. Gene Ontology annotation, cellular component: membrane. Gene Ontology annotation, molecular function: monoacylglycerol lipase activity. NCBI's taxonomy places the organism in Eukaryota, Metazoa, Chordata, Actinopteri, Perciformes, Percidae.
UCUGCAUCUCGCUGGUGGCCGUCUCCCUGCACAUCCCGCCCCCUCAGCUGUCACCUAGCUGCCCUGCAAAAGUGGCACAGUGCCGGGGAGGUGUUCCAUUUCAGAGGCAGGGAGAUCUUCUACAGAGAUUCCUAUGGGGCUUUGGGAAGCUCCGAUGUCGUCAUUUUGCUCCAUGGCUUCCCCACCUCCAGCUUCGACUGGAACAAGAUCUGGGAGCCACUCACUCAGCGCUUCCAUCGAGUCAUUGCACUGGACUUCCUGGGCUUUGGCUUUAGCGACAAGCCACGACCCCACAGGUACUCCAUCUUCGAGCAGGCCAGUGUGGUGGGGGCACUGGCUCACUUGCGUCUGAGGAACCAGCGAGUGACUCUGGUGUCCCAUGACUAUGGAGACACUGUGGCCCUGGAGCUGCUCUUCAGGUCAUUUUGGAUCUCCCAGUGUCAUGGUGCAGCCCACAUCAGCAGCAAAACCCUGCACAGACCUGAGGACACCCCCAGGAUUUCAGACACACUCAGUCACUCAUGAUCUAAGAAGCUGGCCUUCCUUUGAGAACACAUCACCCUUGCGAUAAGCGCUCCUUUUGGAUGGCAAGGUUUCUUACCGGCAAUUUCCACUGGAUGCGGAGAGUCUGCGGAAGGUCUCCGGGAACGUCUCCGGAACAUCGACAGAGUCAUUAGGUUUCCAUUAAAGUCAAUGUGUGUAUUACCACAGACUGCGGAACGUCUGCAUCCC